Molecule: messenger RNA, 2697 nt
Organism: Bactrocera neohumeralis
Lineage: Eukaryota; Metazoa; Arthropoda; Insecta; Diptera; Tephritidae
Gene: Mad1
Product: mitotic spindle assembly checkpoint protein MAD1
Exons: 9
Coding region: 227-2434 (735 amino acids)
Biological process (GO): attachment of mitotic spindle microtubules to kinetochore; mitotic spindle assembly checkpoint signaling
Cellular component (GO): nuclear envelope; kinetochore; mitotic spindle
Source: RefSeq, a predicted model, not a curated record
GACAUUUAACAAAAGCAAAAGAGUAAAGCGGCUUGUCUAAAAUUUGUGAAUAGUUUUGGUGUUUUGUUCAAUUUAUUGCGAUAGUUUUCAAGAAUCAAAGAAUAAUAAAAUACGUUCACAUACUUUUUCAAUUUAUACAAAACAUAAAUACAACUGAUCGUAAAAGUGUGCUAUAUACUAAAAAAAAACUUCUGCGGAUAGCGUGAAUUAAGCCGCAGUUGCCAAAAUGGAGAACCUUAAGUCAAAUUUUGAUAAAAUAAUGGAAAAAUUCAAUGAUAGUAUAACCCAUUCAGCGCCAAAAAAACUUAGUUUCGAAUAUCUAACUGAUUCCUUUAAUGAUUCUGGUACUUUACCCAAGAAACGACGCCACGAAAACUCCAAUAUCAGUUGUGACGAUAGCAAUGCCUCUGUAAGCAGCAUUCCACCAAGCCCUUGGGAAACACGUAGAAUUAAAGCUGAUCUAAUUGAAGCCAAGUCGCGAAUUUCUAAGUUAAAGACAGAAAUUGAGCGGCAACACAAACUGAGGGCCGAAGUAGAAACGCUUUAUGAGAGUAAAGUAACAGAGUUGAAGAAACAGUGUGACUUCUCUGCUAAUAAAGUUCAGGACGUCGAGAAGCACUUGCAAGUUGUGCGCAAACGUGAACAAGGCGCCAAACAAGAGCUUUUGCGAACUCAGCGAGAACUAACACAGCUAAAACAUCGAUAUGAGGAAGAAUUGCAUAAACUUCAACGAGAUAAAUUAGAAAUUGAAGAUCACUCACGGCAAAUGCAAAAUAGCAUGGAGAAUGAAUUAAGCGAAUACCGCCGACAUACAGAUAAACUAGAAAUGGAGUUGCAAUUAUUAACCGAUGAAAUGACGAAUUUAAAAAGCGUACUCAACGAGUACAAACAACAUUCAUCGUCUUACGAAACACUCAAAAUCGAACAUGAAAAAGAACAGCAAGAAUUGGAAGUGGCCAACUCACGUAUUAAAGAACUGGAGUACCAAAUAGCGUCUUAUGAAGAUUGGAAAGAAAUAACAAAGAAAUCACAAACCCGUUUACUGAGCAUACCAGACAUGGAUAAAGAACUGGAACGUUUACGCACAAAUAACAAAAAUCUACAGGAAUUGCUUGGUAACAAACUGUUAUUAGAGGAGCAAGUGCAUGAUUUAAAGAGUCGUUUAGCACGUGAGGAGGGUGGCCGCAAUGAAGCCGUGGCUCUCCAAGUAAAACUCUCACAUAUGGAACAAGAACUCAAAGACUGGAUCAAAGUUGCACAGGACCAUUGUCUGCCUAACAUGUUGGUCAGCCCGAUGGCUCUGCGAUCACGAAUUGAGCAGUUACUACAAAACGACAUAAUAAUGAUAAGCGAAAAACGAAACACGCAAUCUGAAACCAAGUCCAUUAAAUCUGAUUUGUUGGAUUAUAAACAGAAAUGUGAAAUAUAUGUUAAGAACAUAGAAGAACUCAACGUGGCGCUGAAAAGGCAUAAAAAUUUCAAGGAACGCAUACAGCGCAAACUGUUUUUGGUUUCUAAAGAACGUGAUUGUUACAAACAACUGCUGGAAAAUUUCGAAAAGGAUCUCACAUUCUCCAACGCCAAUCAUGCAGUAGAUAGUGGUAAUGGUGAUGUACAAUUGCGCUCAAGAUUAGAUAUGCUAGAAAAGACUUUGGUAGGCUACAAAGACAUGUGCAGUAAUUUGGAAAAAGAGUUGACCAACGCAAAACAACUACCCGUUGCCGAUCAGUCUAUUGAAAAUGUCAUCAGCACUGAAACCUAUGAACAUAUAAAGAAAGAAUUGGAUACGAUGAGAUUAGAAAAUGAGCGUUUGCGACGCCGUAAAGAGGAAUUGGAAUUAGAACUGGAACAUCGUUGCUUGAAAGGUGACUUCAAUGUAGGCAAAUUCAAAGUGGUGCACUUGGCACAAAACCCCGCUGCCGAGGCAUACGAAAACUCCAAUAAUUUAAUUGAAAAGUUACAGGCAGAGAUCGAACGCUUAAAGCGGCGUAAUAAAAAAUUAGAGGAAGACAAUGAAGUCACACAGGCGCGUAUGAAUGAGACAACAAACAUGACCAUUAAUAUCAAAGAAAUGAAUCAAUUGCGCGCCGAACUUGAAGCUACCAAUUCUAAAAUGAAGAAGAUGAAGGAGUGCUACAAGUCUGCAAGUAUGGAAUUUCGGGAAGUCUGUUAUUUACUCUUUGGCUAUCGAGUUGACAGAUUAGGACUAAACACAAACUACAAGCUAUCGAGUAUGUAUGCAGAAAGCCCUGAUGAUUAUCUCAACUUCCGCUUGAAUGAAUCGAAUAAUGCUUUAGACAUGCUCGAGACUCCCUAUUCAAUUACCCUAAAACCAUUCAUAGAGAGCCAAUUAGUGGGAAAUAAAUCCUUACCGGCAUUUUUGAGUGCUUUAACGCUCGAACUAUUCCAACGAUCCACCAUAACCAUGUCGUAAUGCGCUUGCCAUUGAACUGCCAUCAAAACAAUGUUAUCAACUCGCGCAACAUUUCACACGGAGGAGCCCAAGUUACAAGGCGUCAAACAUCAAUAAUCCAAUAUAAUUUACAUACAUACGUACAGACAUUUAUAUAUAUAAUUAUUUUUCGGCAAUUUAUUUUUGCUAUGUAAUGCAUCUUACGUGUAUUUAAUAAUAAUUUGUUUGGCUAAAGCAAAGCUAGAUGCUUGUGUGCAAACGUGAUAUUUGGUUCUCAAAACGAA